UUGUUCAAGAAUGGUACCUCAUAUUAUUUUUUAUUUUCCUAUUUCUGCUUCUUCGCGCUUUAAAUUUAGUGAAAGAGCAGAAAAAAUUGAAGUUAAGCAAGUAGAUGGCAAAAAACAUACAAAUUACCAAAUAGCCAAUAUUUACAAUCCACAAGUGAAAUUUGUACUUUGUAAUGAAGAAUGCAAUAAUGGAAGAACCUCUCGUAUUCAUAUCAAAAAAAUGCAAGAAUAG
This is a messenger RNA of Meloidogyne enterolobii, 232 nucleotides long. Lineage: Eukaryota; Metazoa; Nematoda; Chromadorea; Rhabditida; Meloidogynidae. The record is from the annotation of a GenBank genome assembly.